This is a messenger RNA of Dama dama (fallow deer), 5003 nucleotides long. RefSeq names its product poly(A) specific ribonuclease subunit PAN3 (gene PAN3). The transcript has 20 exons. Gene Ontology annotation, biological process: mRNA processing; nuclear-transcribed mRNA poly(A) tail shortening; protein phosphorylation. Gene Ontology annotation, molecular function: poly(A) binding; metal ion binding; protein kinase activity. Lineage: Eukaryota; Metazoa; Chordata; Mammalia; Artiodactyla; Cervidae. Gene Ontology annotation, cellular component: PAN complex; P-body. Bases 414 to 3122 code for a protein of 902 amino acids. The record is from RefSeq and is a predicted model, not a curated record.
GCGCGAGAGAGCGAGUGGAGGCAGAAUUUAAAAAUAAACCGGCCCCUCCGUCCUCCCCGCCCGUUCGCUGCCGCCGCCGCGCCCCCUCCACUCCCCCUACUCCCCGAGCCCGCGCCCUCGAAGUCCCUGUCAGAGGGCCCGCGCGCCCACCCCGUCGUCCCGCGCGCGGCCCCUUUAAGAAAAGAGAAGGCGAGAGUGAGUGAGAGAGACUCCCGACUCUCCCCCUCCCCGCCCCUCCCUCCUGCCCCCUCCUCCCUCCCCUCUCCCCUCCCCUCCCCCCCUCCCCGGGCGGCUCCGGCUCCCGCAGCGGGACAGACCCGCCCGCCCGGGCUUUUCUCCGGCCCCCCGGCAGCGCCGUCCCUCCCUCCCCGGUCUAUGGUGGCGGCGGCGGAAGACGAGGCUGCGGCGUUGCCAUGAACAGUGGCGGCGGCCUCCCGCCCCCCUCGGCCGCCGCCUCCUCCGCGUCCUCCUCGCUGGCGGCGGCCGCGGCGGUGGCCCCGCCGGGGGUCGGGGGCGUCCCCGGCGGGGCGGCGGCGGCGGGGGUGAAGCUGAAGUACUGCCGCUACUACGCCAAGGAUAAGACGUGCUUCUACGGGGAGGAGUGUCAGUUCCUGCAUGAGGACCCGGCCGCCGGGGCCGCGCCGGGCCUCGGCCUCCAUAGCAACAGCGUCCCCCUGGCUCUGGCGGGCGCGCCCGGGGCCGGCUUCCCGCCCGGAGCGGUCCCGGCCGGGGGAGCCGGGCCGCCCGCGGGGCCCAAGAAGCCGGACCUGGGGGGCCCCGGAGCCGGCGGAGGCGGCAGCAGCGGGGUACUCGACGGGCCGCGGCUGGCAAUUCCUGGAAUCGAUGGAGGUGCUUUAACUGAUACGAGUCUCACAGAUUCCUAUUUCAGCACCAGCUUUAUUGGAGUCAAUGGAUUUGGAAGCCCUGUGGAGACGAAGUAUCCUGUGAUGCAGAGAAUGACUAAUAGUAGCAGCUCCCCAAGCCUUCUAAAUGACAGUGCCAAGCCAUACGCAGGCCACGAUCCUCUAACUUCACCUGCUUCAUCCUUGUUUAAUGACUUUGGUGCCCUCAACAUCUCUCAGAGAAGAAAGCCAAGGAAGUAUCGCCUGGGGAUGCUGGAGGAGAGGCUAGUUCCGAUGGGAUCAAAGGCACGAAAAGCAAAGAACCCUAUUGGCUGCCUUGCUGACAGGUGUAAAUCAGGAGUACCCAUCAAUAUGGUUUGGUGGAACAGAGUCACAGAAAACAAUUUACAGACACCAAAUCCUACUGCAAGUGAGUUUAUUCCCAAAGGAGGAUCAACCUCCAGGCUGAGUAACACGUCCCAGUCACAUGCGUCUGCCUUCUCUCAAGUGUUCUCUCACCCAUCCCUGGGGACUCCUGCUGCUGCUGGAUUAGCACCAGGAAUGUCACUGUCUGCUGGAUCCUCCCCUCUUCACUCCCCCAAGAUCACUCCACAUACUUCUCCUGCCCCCAGAAGAAGAAGCCACACUCCAAAUCCAGCAAAUUACAUGGUGCCUUCUAGUGCCUCUACGCCCGGAAAUAAUCCUGUUUCUCAGACACCAUCUUCUGGUCAAGUGAUCCAAAAGGAAACCGUCGGUGGAACGACGUACUUCUAUACAGACACGACUCCAGCACCUUUGAGUGGAAUGAGAUCUUUCAAAAAUUAUCACAGAACAGCUUGCCGAGCAGAAGGUCAAAUAAUUGAGGUAUUUCCCAAUUACCACAUCUAUCCUCCAACUGCACCUCACGUUGCUUAUAUGCAGCCGAAAGCGAAUGCACCUUCCUUCUUCAUGGCUGAUGAACUGCGACAGGAGCUGAUAAACAGACAUUUAAUAACAAUGGCUCAAAUUGAUCAAGCGGAUAUGCCAGCAGUCCCUUCAGAAGUUGACAGCUACCAUAGCCUGUUCCCUCUAGAACCACUGCCACCACCCAACCGGAUACAGAAAUCAAGUAAUUUUGGAUAUAUUACGUCCUGCUACAAAGCUGUAAAUAGCAAAGAUGAUCUGCCUUAUUGCCUUCGGAGGAUACAUGGUUUUCGUCUUGUUAACACAAAGUGCAUGGUAUUGGUCGAUAUGUGGAAAAAAAUUCAGCAUUCAAAUAUUGUAACCUUGCGUGAAGUAUUUACCACUAAAGCUUUCUCAGAGCCUUCUCUUGUGUUUGCAUAUGAUUUCCAUGCUGGAGGAGAGACCAUGAUGAGCAGACACUUCAAUGACCCCAACGCGGAUGCCUAUUUCACAAAGAGAAAGUGGGGUCAACAUGAUGGACCGUUGCCCAGACAGCAUGCUGGAUUGUUGCCAGAAUCUCUUAUUUGGGCAUAUAUUGUCCAGCUGAGUUCUGCACUGCGUACCAUUCAUACCGCAGGUUUGGCAUGUCGCGUUAUGGACCCAACAAAGAUUCUGAUAACUGGCAAAACAAGGUUGCGAGUAAAUUGUGUUGGAGUUUUUGAUGUUUUAACAUUUGAUAACAGUCAGAAUAAUAAUCCAUUGGCAUUAAUGGCUCAAUACCAGCAAGCAGAUCUGAUAUCAUUAGGAAAAGUUGUGUUGGCUUUGGCUUGCAACUCUUUGGCAGGAAUUCAGCGAGAGAAUUUACAGAAAGCCAUGGAACUGGUGACAAUCAACUACUCCUCUGACCUGAAGAAUCUGAUUUUAUAUUUGUUGACUGACCAAAACAGGAUGCGAAGUGUAAAUGACAUCAUGCCCAUGAUUGGUGCUCGAUUUUAUACUCAAUUGGAUGCUGCUCAAAUGAGAAAUGAUGUCAUAGAGGAAGACCUUGCAAAGGAGGUUCAAAAUGGAAGACUGUUUAGGCUUCUAGCAAAAUUGGGAACAAUCAAUGAGAGGCCGGAGUUUCAGAAGGAUCCUACCUGGUCAGAGACGGGAGACCGGUACCUGUUGAAGCUCUUUAGGGAUCAUCUUUUUCAUCAGGUGACAGAAGCGGGUGCUCCUUGGAUUGACCUCAGUCAUAUCAUUUCUUGUCUUAACAAGUUAGAUGCUGGUGUGCCAGAAAAAAUAAGCCUCAUUUCCAGAGAUGAGAAGAGUGUACUUGUGGUGACUUACAGUGACUUAAAGCGAUGCUUUGAAAAUACUUUUCAAGAACUGAUUGCAGCUGCGAAUGGUCAGUUGUAGUAUUUGCUUAAAAAAAAAAAAUAGGCGGGAUAUGGCCAAGGAGCUCAACCAAUAGCAAAUUGCACUACAGCUGAACUGUCGUCAUCUCAUCUCACGUCGGGAAGCACGCAGAAGAUGAGCAGAGCUGCUUGCACUUGGGUCAGGUGCACUGUUACUUGAAAGAAAGAAUGUCUCCCUCAGCCCCGAGCUGUGGCUGCCGGCGGGGCCACACCUGUGAAGAAUUUAUUUUAGAACAAGGAGCACCAUUAGGUGAAUGAUGUUCCAGCUUUUGUUGUUUUUUUUUUUUCCCCACUUGUAUAUGCACUAAUUUUAAUUUUUUAAAGACUUUUUUCUGAUCUUUGAACUUUUGCCAUGUUGUAUACUUAUUAAGGGAAACUAUUUGCAAGGACACUUUUGGGAAACCAUGCUGGGCAGCAUUUUUGUUCACUGAGGGGUGCAGAAUUUGCUCUUUGGGGGAGGGGUUGCCCUGAAUAACAUAACGGACCAGGUCAGUGAUUUCAUGGAAGUACAGUAUAGUGCAUCGUUCUUGUAAGAGUAUUGUAUGCAAGCUCUGUAUGCCACCCACUGUUUGUUCAGACUGAGAGGUUUUUUUUUUGUUUGUUUUGUUUUUACGAACACAGAAAAGUAUCAGUGAAUUAUUGGGCAUGAAUUCCCCUCUCAGCUGAUUUAAAUCCUUUCUGAAUGAGGAUAGACAGUCACUGAAGGAGCAUACAGAACUCUUCACUCCAGAUUCAACCAGAGCCUUUUUUUUAAAAAAAAAAAAAAAAAAAAAAAGGUGUUCCCCUGCUAAUCAGAUACAUUUAUGCCAUUUUUUUUUUAAUAGAAAAAAAACAUUAAGAAAUUGUGUUAAAGGCCUGAAGGUCAGGAGUCUGUUGCUUUAGGUUCUUUCCAGUUUGCUUUUUUUGUAUAAAGUUCUGUUCUUUGAACCACAGCUUUACUAUGGUACUUUACACUGGACACAGAUGCAGAGACACUGUUCAGAAGACAAACUGCACACAGCAGUGGUCUGGCGUCGAGAGCUUUCUGAAGUCUUACAGCCUGGAUCUGGAAGGAUCACAGUCUGCUGUGCCUUUGCAGUCACUGCUUAGCCCAAAGUCAUAGUGCUUUUGAUAAUAAUAACUCUGUGGGGGUAUUCCUGAGUCAGUCAAUCUCAAAAGUUUGGAAUUUUCCUCCUCUUAACUUUCUUAACAUUUGGACGUGCAGUUGUCGCCAAACUUGGGUAUUCAUGGAAUUUCUAGUCAAUGAAAUACCUGUCCUUAGAUACUGAAGACUGCCAAAUACAUAGGAAUUUUCUUUCAUAAAAACCAGUAAUGAAGACUUUUAUCUCCUUUCCCAGCACUGAAUGUUUUCCUAGCACUGGGUGCUCACCACACAACGAUGAAGAAAUGUGGAAACUCAGAAGGUCGGGAGGGACUUCCAGGCACUUGCAACUGAUGUGACAGUCUUCAAUUUUAAUAACUAUUCAUAUUUGUAGUUUUCAGAGAAGUUUUUAAUAUUUCUCUGUCCACUUUUUAUAAGCUUUAAAAUGAUUUUCUCUGCCUUGAGAUUUGCAUCAAGAAAAAGCACCUCUUCACCCAAAAGCUUUGAAGACUAGAGACAUGCUUUACAUGUUUUAACAAGUGUGUUUGAGUCCACGUUUGGUAGCAUCAGUUGUUGAGUUAAAAAGGAAAUCAAUUAUUGCAUUUGAUCAGGAUGGAUUUUAAAAAGAACAUAAUGUUCACUAUUCAAAGGAUAAUUAACAUUUGCCACCAUAAUGUUCUUUUUUUAUGUAAAAGGAACAAGAACUUGGAGACAUUAACAUGCAAAGGUCUUUUAUCAUUAUUAGCUCAUGUAUUUGAGGAAGAGCAGCUGUCUUUUUAUAUGUUUUUUGACAAAUCAUAU